AUGGACACAAGCGAUUUCGAUGACAUGUUGUUUGGUGAACAUGAGAUGCAGGCCGCUCCUAAUGAUACGGAAGAGGAGAACUCAGAAGAUGAGUUCCUGUUUGCAACUUCCCAACGGGGAAAUAUACCGUGGGAUGAAGCACCUCGGUAUCACCACCAGGAGCACACUCUAGGACCCAUACGCGACAGAGUUUGGGUGAUCGCUCGUAUCGAAGCGAUGAUAGAUCCCGUGCGGCUCUGUCUCGCAGACGAUCUGCCACAGCCGACGGCCAAGAACAGACUCCCGAACCGAAGGAACGCGAUAUCAAUUUUCCAGGAGCAAGUGCGCAAGAGGCAUGGAACUUCAACUGCCGCCGCGAAAGGCCUGCUGGCGGGCGGCUUUAGGUUGACUCGAAACGAUGGUCAUCAUAUCAAUGGCAUGAGCGAGAAAGAGGGGAUACUCGUUCCCAGUGUCAACGAUAACGACAAUCUCGACUUGACAGACGUGCAAUGGGUUCUCAUUAUCGAAAAGGAGGCGACCUUUAGGUCAUUGAUGAGUUCACCACGGUGGCACACCUUGGGCUCGAGCGGAAUAAUACUGACUGCGAAAGGAUAUCCAGACCUCGCUUCACGGAAAUUUCUGAGUCAAUUAGCUGCUAAGGCCCCUCAGAUCCCCAUGUAUGCUCUGAUGGACCUUGAUCCUGACGGUGUAGCCAUACUAUCGACGUACAAAUAUGGGUCUUAUCGUCUUGCGCACGAAGACGUUACAUCCACGGAUACAGCCACACCAGGCUUGCCUAACAUCCGCUGGCUCGGUGUAAAGAGUCACCACAUGAGCGGGACUCCGCUAGGCGAAGUGCACACAGAGACGAGUACGAAAUCUCAACUUCAAGGCCUGAUGAGACUGACGGCGCGCGACCGCAACAAAGCAGCGCGAAUGUUGGAGUGGAACUUGUGCGCCGAGGAGGGUCCCGAGAAGGACUGGAGGCAGGAGCUACAGAAGAUGCUUAUGCUUAACGUCAAGGCUGAAAUACAGAUACUCGACGAAAUGCCAGGUGGAUUGGUGUCUUGGUUAAGCGACAGGCUCGGGCAGACAACAGAACUGGUGCGCGUGCAGCGGAUGGAAGGCGAAAAGCCAGACGACGGGAUGCUCUUUUGA
Molecule: messenger RNA, 1137 nt
Organism: Alternaria viburni
Lineage: Eukaryota; Fungi; Ascomycota; Dothideomycetes; Pleosporales; Pleosporaceae
Exons: 8
Coding region: 1-1137 (378 amino acids)
Biological process (GO): meiotic DNA double-strand break formation; meiotic DNA double-strand break processing; reciprocal meiotic recombination
Cellular component (GO): nuclear chromosome
Molecular function (GO): DNA topoisomerase type II (double strand cut, ATP-hydrolyzing) activity; DNA binding
Source: RefSeq, a predicted model, not a curated record